AUGAGGACCUCCCCGCCGACCUGGGCGUUGAUAUCCUGCACCGCCCUCACCCUGAGCGAGGCGCGGUCCCUCUGGUCCUCGGUCCCCGCGACGUACGGCGACACAAGCGCCGACACGUAUCUCCUCAAGGCCGGCUACCCCAUCGGCAACGGUAAACUCGGGGCCAUCCCGUUCGGCCCGCCCCAUGCGGAGAAGAUCAACCUCAACAUCGACUCACUCUGGGCCGGCGGUCCGUUCGAGGCCUCGAAUUACACGGGCGGCAACCCUUCAGAGGCCAAAUACCAAGCUCUGCCCGAGAUCCGCUCGACAAUCUUUGAGGAUGGCACCGGAGACGUCUCCCCGCUCCUCGGCUCUGGGCAGUACUACGGUGGCAACCGCGUCCUGGCCAACCUCACAAUCUCCAUCGGCGGCUUGGCCUCCUACGCCGCCUACAGGCGCACCCUCGACUUGACGACGGGCGUCCACACAACGUCCUUCACCGUGAACGCGACGGCCGCCUACGAGGUCACCCAGCUCUGCUCGUACCCGGACCAGGUCUGCGUCUACCACAUCGCCGCCGCCGCCACCUCCUCACCUUCCUCCUCGAACGCAACCACCCUCCCGACCAUCCGUCUCGGCUACGAGAACCAGUUGGUCGCCAACGACACCUACGACGUUAUCUGCGCCGCCGACCACCUCCGCCUCGCCGGCGUCACUCAGCUCGGCCCGCCUGAGGGCAUGAGGUUCGCCUCCGUCGCCAGGAUCGCCGACGAGACGACGCCGACGACGCGCUGCACCUGCGCCGGCGAGCUCGAGGUCACUCCCGCCGAGGGCCAGACGACCCUUACCGUCAUCAUCAGCGCCGAGACCAACUACGACCAGAAGAAAGGCAACCCGGAGAGCGGCUACUCCUUCAGGGGCGAGGACCCGGGCCCCGUCGUCGAGCGCCUCGCGUCCGCAGCCGCCACGAAACCCUUUCCCGACAUCCUCGCCGCCCACGUCGCCGACUACCAGUCCCUCCAAGGCGCGUUCCGCCUCGACCUCCCGGACCCGCUGGCCUCGGCCGAGAAGGAGACGGCCGCGCUCAUCGCGGGGUACGCCUACGACGGCGCCGACGCCGGCGACCCGUUCCUCGAGGCCCUGCUGUUCGACUACUCGCGCCACCUGCUCGUCUCGUCGUCGCGCGCCAACUCGCUGCCAGCCAAUCUCCAGGGCCGCUGGACCGAGCAGCUGUGGCCCGCCUGGAGCGCCGACUACCAUGCCAACAUCAACCUGCAGAUGAACUACUGGGCCGCCGACCAGACGGGCCUCGCCGCCACCCAAGGCGCGCUGUGGGACUACAUGGAGGACACCUGGGUCCCGCGCGGCACCGAGACGGCCCGCCUGCUGUACAACGCCACCGGCUGGGUCGUCCACAACGAGAUGAACGUCUUUGGGCACACGGCCAUGAAGGAAGGCGCGAGCUGGGCGAACUACCCGGCGGCAGCGGCCUGGAUGAUGCAGCACGUCUGGGACAACUUCGACUACACCCAGGACCUCGACUGGUUCGCCCGCCAGGGCUACCCCCUCAUCCGGGGCGUCGCCUCCUUCUGGCUCUCUCAGCUGCAGAACGACGCCGUCGCCAACGACGGCACCCUCGUCGUGAACCCCUGCAACAGCCCCGAGACGGGGCCGACUACCUACGGCUGCACCCACUACCACCAGAUGAUCCAUCAGGUCUUCGAGGCCGUCCUCCAUGGCGCCGCACUCGUCGGCCCCCAAGACGGCGGAGGCGACGACGCCGCCUUCCUCGCCGCCGUCUCCGACUCCCUCGCCCGCCUCGACAAGGGCGUCCACCUGACGUCUUGGGGCGGCCUCAAGGAGUGGAAGCUUCCCGACUCCUAUGGCUUCGACGGCAAGUCCACGCACCGCCACCUCUCCCACCUGACGGGCUGGUAUCCGGGCUUCUCCGUCUCGUCCUUCCUCGGCGGCUACGCCAACGCCACGGUCCAGGACGCCGUGCGCGAGACGCUCGUGUCGCGCGGCAUGGGCAACGCCGAGGACGCCAACGCUGGGUGGGCCAAGGUCUGGCGCGCCGCGUGCUGGGCCCGCCUCAACGACACGGACAGGGCGUACGAGCAGCUGCGCUACGCCAUCGACGUCAACUUCGCUGACAACGGUUUCAGCAUGUACUGGGCCAUGAGCCCGCCGUUCCAGAUCGACGCCAACUUCGGGCUCGGCGGCGCCGUACUCAGCAUGCUGGUCGUUGAUCUGCCGCUGCCGUAUGCCGCGAGGGACGACGUGCGGACCGUAGUCCUGGGACCGGCGAUCCCGGCGAGAUGGGGUGGCGGCAGCGUCAAGGGGUUGAGGGUUAGAGGAGGCGGUGUGAUUGACUUUAGCUGGGACGACGUGGGUAUCGUGGACAAUGUUGUAGUCGUGUCUGCGAGCAAGGCUGGCGGUGGUAAAGUCCGGCUUGUAAACAUUCAGGGGAAAGAAUUGGGUGAACUCUAG
This is a messenger RNA of Colletotrichum higginsianum IMI 349063, 2469 nucleotides long. RefSeq names its product Glycoside hydrolase family 95 protein. Gene Ontology annotation, biological process: carbohydrate metabolic process. Bases 1 to 2469 code for a protein of 822 amino acids. NCBI's taxonomy places the organism in Eukaryota, Fungi, Ascomycota, Sordariomycetes, Glomerellales, Glomerellaceae. The transcript is spliced from 5 exons. The record is from RefSeq and is a predicted model, not a curated record. Gene Ontology annotation, molecular function: alpha-L-fucosidase activity.